AUGAUCGAGCCCACCGCUGACAACCCUCAAGCUGAGGACACCCGCACUGACGACGACGCAUCCUCAGUCGGCGAUGCGUCUACACAGGACUCAUUGGCGUCUCUGAGAUCAAGCAUCUUAGACUAUCGAAGAGAGAAUGGCCGCACGUAUCACCGGCUUAGUGACGGUACGGUGCGUGAAGCGAGAGCAAGAUCGCUUGGCACUGACACGGGAUGGCUACAUGAAGAUAUUACCCACCAUCUUUGGACCCUGACAUGGGACGGCGAGCUAUGCAACUGUCCCAAGAAAGACGGUGCCAAAAGGGUCUUGGAUGUUGGCACUGGAACGGGAAUUUGGGCCCUUGACUUUGCGGACGACCAUCCAGAAGCAUCGGUCAUUGGUGUUGAUCUCAGCCCUAUUCAACCUGGCUACGUGCCGCCCAACUGUAGUUUCGAAGUCGACGACGUUGAGAAAGAAUGGACUUGGACGGCGCCGUUUGACUUCAUCUUCAUCCGGGCCAUGAUCGCCAGUUUUAAAAGCUGGCCAGGCAUGAUUACAAAGGCCUACGACAAUCUCGAACCAGGCGGUUAUCUCGAGAUACACGACAAUGACUUUCCAUUGAAGUGCGAUGACGGCACCAUGACGGAGGAAUGCAAAACCCUCAAGUGGACGAACCUACUGAUUGAGGGAACUGAUCUGAUGGGCCGACCAAUUACUGUUGCUAGGGACUUCAAGAAGAUGCUCGAAGACGCUGGAUUCGUCGAUGUCGUCGAGAAGAAGGAGAAGUGGCCUUACACGCCCUGGCCAAAGGAUCCAAAGUACAAAGAGUUGGGCGAAUGGGAUAAGGAGUCGGCAAUGCAGGGAAUCGAGGCCAUCACCAUGGCUCUGUUUACCCGUGUGCUUGAUUGGAGUGUCCCAGAGACGACAGUCUUCUGUGCUGAGGUUCGAAAUGAGCUUAAGAGGGUGGACAUUCACGCCUAUUACGACGUUUACUCUGUCUAUGGCCGGAAGCCGGAGAAAGAAGCCUCGCAAGCCCCUGACAACAACACGGAAUAA
Molecule: messenger RNA, 1035 nt
Organism: Colletotrichum gloeosporioides
Lineage: Eukaryota; Fungi; Ascomycota; Sordariomycetes; Glomerellales; Glomerellaceae
Exons: 10
Coding region: 1-1035 (344 amino acids)
Molecular function (GO): methyltransferase activity
Source: RefSeq, a predicted model, not a curated record